Messenger RNA from Hydractinia symbiolongicarpus, 1141 nucleotides. RefSeq lists its product as uncharacterized. The record is from RefSeq and is a predicted model, not a curated record. Lineage: Eukaryota; Metazoa; Cnidaria; Hydrozoa; Anthoathecata; Hydractiniidae. Bases 106 to 960 code for a protein of 284 amino acids. The transcript has a single exon.
AACACAGCAAAAAGAUGGCGGGGAAAGUACAGUCGUUUAGUAAGUCACUGGUAAAGUUAUUUAAAUUAUUUAUUUGGGGUAUUAAUUAACAUCCAGUCCUUUCGAAUGUAUAAUAAUACUUUUUUAUCACAUGUCCUGGUGACGAGAUGGGUAUCGACAUUAUAUAAGCAGGAUUGGAGAAAGAACUGGUAUAAUUUCGCCAGCAUGGAUUGGUUGCACGAAGUCAUGGAUUUUUUACACGAAGGAACGUUCUCUUUCAUAUGUGGAAGAAUUUUGACUGUGUUUUAUAAAAAAAGUUUCGAUGUGCAAGUACAUGGAUUGUUUUUGUUGUUGGAAAUUUCGUCCGCCAUAUUUGUUUACAUCGUACGACAUCUCUUCAAUGCAGAAUCAAACAUAACCACUUUGAUAUGUCUCAUCGUGUUCCUAUUCGCACUGAAAAGAUUUGAGAACUUUCGUGAUGAUAAAAUCAAACUGUUCUGUCUGUCUAGCAGCAUAUGGUUGGUCAGAUAUUUUGAUGUUCCAGAAAGUUACCUUACAAAUGGUGCUUUGUUCCUCGCAACCACACAAUUUUUACGGCAGCCAGAACAGUUAAAAAAUUAUUUAAGAGAUGUUCGACUCAUUUGCGCUCCGAUGUAUGUGAUAGCAGUGGCAGCCAGGUUGCAUUUCUUGAAACCUGAUGCAUUUUUAUCAAACACUCACAUGCAGUUGUUGGGAAGUUCGAUCAUCGUAAUAUUAUUCUCCGCCAUCUUUCUUCGUCCUGAUAAUAACGAAACGUUGCGAUAUAUCAUACCGCGGCAAUAUUUACCAUCGUACUCAAGCAAAAGACUUUUGCAUGGAAUACUGAUGUUCUCUGGGUUGAUUCUACUGACAAUAGAUGCACCAUGGAAUGUCUUCAAAGUUUUUGGUAUUUUGAACAUAUUUUUGUAUGUUCUUUUAAAAACAUCGAAUGCGUUUUGGUGAAGGGAAAACUAUAAACUUUGUACGCUCGGUUAGAGAUGAAUAAAAUAACUUAAUACAAGUUAGACAACAAAAAAAAAAUAUGUUUGUAAUUUUUGUAUAGUUCUCUUUGUAGUGAAAUAUUUCAUCACCGCAGCCGAAUGUUGACACUCACGAUGUAUUUAGAAUACAGUAUAUUAAUGAU